ACCUGUGAGGGGCGGGACAUGCGCGUUGGAUGGAUGAAGGAGGGAGGCGCACAACUCUAGACCUACACCCGCACGGAGAGGCUCUGCUCUUGGGAUGUGCGUUAUCGCACAGAGACCCUCGACUGAAAUGGAGAAAUAAAACGACAUGCAUCCAAGACAACCGCGGAUACCGACGCCGAUGCCUUAUUCCGGACAUUAAGAGCCGAAUCGCCGCGUAAUUAGCUGGAGGGAGGGGGGUUAAAAGGGAAAAGGGGUCGAUCAUGGGGAACGAAGCGAGCCAAGAAGGCGGCGAAGGGGCAUUCGCUGGAUUACCAGCGGGACUCGCACCUGAUGGGAAGGGUGGUUUCAUCCAGAUGCCCGCUGGGGUGGAGGCAGACCUCAGUAAUCUAUCUGAGGAGGAAAGAAAGCAGCUUGUGGCCGCUAUGGCCAAAGCGCAGUCCAGGCCACCAGAGACUCAAGCUGGUGGCACCAGAGUCCCAGCAGGUCUCAGUAAAAGUCGGACUGUAGAUGCAUUUGGAGAGGGGCCGCCUCCCAAGCCAAAGCCUGGACGGAGCCCCUCCUCACUCAGUCUCCUUGAGUCACGUUUCCGGCAGGAGCCCAAAGACCCAGAACAACCACGAACUGGCAUGUUCUCAUCUGGCUUCUUGAGUGGGGCCAACCCCCUGAGUGCGGUCUCUUCUGCUGUCUCCUCUGCCAGCAUCCCAAAGUUUAGUUUGUUUGGUGAUGAUGAGGAAGAGGUGCCUACAAAGCAGGAAGGAAAGCCUCCUGGCCCACAGAGUGGAGCAGGGAAGGGUCCUCCUCAGCAAGGGGGUAAGCCACCUCAGCAAGGUCCACCUAAAGGACAGGGGCCUGGAGGUAAACCUGGAGGUCCUAGUCCCCAACAACAAAGACCAAAACCUAGUGGACCAGGACCCCAACAGGGACCUAAACCUGGGGGACCCGGACCCCAACAGCAGGCACCUAAACCUGGUGGACCAGGACCUCAACAGGGACCCAGACCUGGGGGACCAGGAACCCAACAGCAGGGACCUAAACCUGGUGGACCAGGACCUCAACAGGGACCCAGACCUGGGGGACCAGGAACCCAACAGCAGGGACCUAAACCUGGUGGACCAGGACCUCAACAGGGACCCAGACCUGGGGGACCAGGAGCCCAAGAGCAGGGACCUAAACCUGGUGGACCAGGACCUCAACAGCAAGGACCCAGACCUGGAGGACCAGGCCCCCAGCAACAAGGGCCUGGGAAGCCUGGUGCAGGGGUUACAGCAAAACCCAGUGGACCUCAACCACAGGGUAAACCUGGACUGGGGGCUCAAGGGAAAGCAAUGUGUCCUCUUUGUAAUUCUACAGAGCUGAAUCUGCAGGCUAAAGACCAGCCACCCAACUACAACACAUGCACCCAGUGCAAACAGCAGGUGUGCAGCCUGUGCGGCUUCAGUCCACCAGACUCAGCGGGUAAGGAAUGGUUGUGUCUGAACUGUCAGAUGCAGAGGGCAGUGGGGGGCAUGGAGCCUCCUGGACCUCCAAUGAUGAAACAGCCCCCCAAGCAGGGUUCUGCACCUCCCUCCCCACAAAGGAAGGAGCCACCUUCUGGGUUUCCCUCUAAGGAUGAGCCAGGGAAGAAGCCCCCAAUGCUGACCAAACAACAGAGUAUUGCUGAUACUGGGAAAGGAAGUACUCCUCCAACUACACCAAAAUCUGGACCACAGCAGGGCCCUCAGCCUGGACAACUAGGGGCCAAGCGUGGGCAGCCACCACCUCUUCAAAAACCUUCACAGAGCCCAAAAGGUAGUCCUCAGCCUUCUCCUGCAAAAACUACUCCAAAACAAGAUGGAGGGGGCUUUUUUGGAGGAUUUGGUCUGGGAGGAUUGACAGAGGUGACAAAACCCUCUGGAGGUGCCCAGGCUACAGAGUCAGUCGCAGGAAAACUCUUUGGUGGAUUUGGUGGGUCGUCCGAACCUCAGGUCGGUUCUACUGCUCAGGCCAGCGAGUCGGUCACUGGAAAACUCUUCAGUGGGUUCAGUGGUCUCACUGAGUCGGCUAAACCUAUGCCAGCAAGUUCUCAGUCUGCCGAGAGCGUGUCUGGAAAGAUGUUUGGUUUUGGCUCUUCCAUCCUGAGCUCUGCCACCAAUCUCAUUUCCGGGGAGGAAUCAAAGUCUCCCCCAGAAUCUCCUCCAGGAUCACCCCCUGAUUCCCCCAUUGGGUCUGAAGCAGACUCCCCUCCCGGAUCCCUCCCUGACUCAGGCUCAGAGUCACCUCCUGACACACCACCUGCUUAUUCCAAAGACACAGCCUCUCCAGAACCUACAGCCGCUGAAGGAAAAACAUCAGCAGACAUGCCCCCUCCAAAAUCGACAGAAGUAAAGGAGCCUCCAACUCCAAUUUCAGGCUCUGAGGCCCAGUCCUGCUGUCCACUCUGUAAAGUGAAGCUGAACAUGGGAUCAGGAGAGUCACCUAACUAUAGCACCUGUACAGAAUGCCAGAAGACUGUGUGCAACCUCUGUGGAUUCAACCCCACUCCACAUCUCUCAGAGAAAGAAUGGCUCUGCCUAAACUGCCAGACCCAAAGGGCUCUCUCUGGGCAACUUGGGGAUAUGCCACCUCCUCCUUCUCCAUCCAAGCUGCCAGCCAAACAUGAACCCACCCCUCCCUCCUCCCCAGCCCAUGCAGCAUCCUCCACCCCCUCCUCUCCUGCACCUACUGCCACUGCCACCCCCACCAAAGGGCUAACACGGAUGCCCAGCAUAACUCAGGCCCCAGCUGACAAGUCUGAGCCAGUCUCAGCCAAAGUUGAUGCUAAAGAUAUCAAAAAAACUAAUGCAGAACAAGGGGUUACAGCAGAGCCAGUACCGAAGAGCACACAGGUAGUACCAGAAGAGAGCAAAGAACAACAAGCACGUGGCACCCUGAAUGAAAAAACAGUGGGCGCAGCAACUAUAACCAAGCAAUUAGUUAAGGAAGAUGCCCCUCCUUUACCUCAUGUUUUAAAAGAGACGGCAGAUGUUAAAGGGGCAGCUGUAGAACAGCCUGAAACUGAGGACCAAACAGAGGUACAGAAUACAGAGAACAGUGAGCCAGAACAGUGCCAGGUCCAAAAAACAGAAUAUGCUAAUACAUUUGAAAAAGAGCCUGAUAUCAGCCAGGAAGCACCUAUAAUUGAUAAUGUCAUUCAGACCCUUCUGGUUAGUGACAUGGAAGCCAUUUCAGGAAAAGAAAUAGAGCCACAAUCCACUGAGACAUUAGAACCAGCCACAGAGAUCAAAAUGAAAGAGUCCAAUGUAAGUCAGACUACAGAGAAACAAUCUGAAGAGCUCGUACUACCCUCAAAUGUAGAUACAGUAGAUAACAUGCCUGUAAAGGAAAGCUCUAUUGAUACAGCAACUUAUGAUCUUGGUCAAAGUAGCAUAGGGAAUGUGCCAGAGAGGAAACCUGAGGCCUCUGUGCAAAUUGAGGCACCAGGGAUUGAGUCCAGUGAGCCCCGUGAUGAUCAGCCAUCCUAUUAUAUUACCUAUCAGGAAAAAUAUGCAGAGCCAGAAAAUAAAGCAGAUCAACUUGAAAAUGGGGUCAUAGCGGAGGACAUUUUAAAUAACAAAUUAAAAGAAGAGCAGGUUACAGAAACAACAAAGCUAACCCCCCAAAAUAAUGUAAAUGUAUGUGACAAAGAAGUGCUUAUAGUACAAAUUUCUGAGAUGAAAGAUCAAUUUGAAAAGUCAGAAGUCACUACCAAAGAUUCUAGUCUUAUUGCAAAUAAUAUUUCUGUAGAUAAUAACGAAGGGAAUUCUGAAAAAAGUCCAUCUUUAGUUACUGAACUCAGCUUUACAGAAGAGAUAUUGGCCAGUGGAUCCGAAAAAGUUAGUAAAUGUUGCCCGAAGGAUCACUGCACUAAAGAGGUCUAUGUAGAAAAAGAGGAAAAGCCUCUGGAAAAGGAACAGAUGAGCACAGAUAAAGUAGUGCUGGAAAAAUGUAUGCCAGAUCAAGCAGGUGAAGAUUUAGAGAUCCUCAAGAACACAGAGCAGAAAGUCACUCUCAAGACUAUGCCUGACGACAUCAAUUUUGAAUUUAGUUCUGAAAGCCCUUUCUCUGAAAUAGAGAUUAGUCCAGAUAAAAACAUAGAGGUACAAAAGAUGGGGGAGACAUACCCUCCAACCAUUCAAGAAGCUGCUCCCAAACCAGAUAAUACAAUGUCAAAAACAGAGAAAAUAUGUGAGCGAAACACAGAGUCAGAUGCUUUUAUUACAAAGAAUGAGAAUGAAUCUAUCGUCAUUAAAGAUGAACUGUCAGAGAUUGUAGAAAAAAUAUUUCCAGAAGAAAAGGAAAUUAGGCAAAUUCCAGACAUUGUGACAGAAAAAGUUUUAGAACAGUCUGUCAUGCCAAGUGGUUUUGCUGACCAGAAAAUUGAAGUCCCCUCAUUCCCUGUGGUUAGUCAGAAUGAAGACAUAAAAGCAAUAAUUGUGAUUAAGCCUGAAGUGUUGCAGUCUGCACAACAAGUCAAAACCCCUGCUGUAAUAUCUACUGUGUCUAGUGUGAAAGAUAAAUUAGCCAGUGAGGAGCUGAUGGAAAAAAAACUGGUUGUAACUGACCUGGAAGUCACCAAAAAAGCUAAACUGGAAUCUACAACUAAUUUUGUGCCCCAUGGCCUAGACCAUGAUGUAGAAGUAGUCUCCCCACCAUCUACAUUUAGCCAAAAGGAAAGAAACAAAUCAGAGGAGGGAAAGUUGACCUCUGAACCACAAGAAAAAUUGGAGGAUGUGCUACAGCCAUUGAUAAAGUCUAAUGAAAUUGAUGAAUCUGGAGAGAAUAAAGAAGAGGCUUUUGUCCCAGUGAAAGAGAGUGAGCUACUGAGGAAGUCUGGUGAGAAAGAUAAAGAAUGCAGCCCUAUGAGUACUUCAGACUUGGCCAAGUUGGAAAGCACCGUCCUUCCUAUACUAGAGGCUCAGACAACAUCUAAAGAGGAAUCACAAACUGAAACUCAAAAGAUCAAGCGUCGACUGGAGGUGUUGCCAAUGUCUCCAGAACCCAGCUCAGAGGAUGAACAACAUGGAGAAUCUCAAGAGCAAAAAAUCGAUGUACCAAAAAAAGAGCGGAAAAAACUUCUGGUUCCAACUGAUAUUCAAGGAGAUUCUUUUGACGACAGUAGUGAGGGAGAAUCUUCACCUAAACUGCAAAGGAAAAAGACUGGUGGAGAUAAGGAAGUAGAAAUGGAAAGUCCUAUGGAUGAGGAGGAUUUCAUCCGGAAGCAGAUCAUAGAGAUGAGUGCAGAUGAGGAUGCAUCACCAUCUGAUGAAGAAAACAUUGCCAGACGGAAAAUUAAAGAUCAAGAGAAGACGCAAAUGAAACAAAAUGCAAAGAAAGAUGAAAAGGACAACAGUGAUUUGUGCAAAGGGAGACACCUUCUCAAAAAGAACAGCAGUAUCAGUCCAGAAGAUGAGCCUGAAUGGAAAAGUAUUAUUUCUGUUACUAAAAUUGAAGAACUAGAUAAAGGAGAACAACCUUCGGUAGACAGUGGAGUUGGUAUGCGACACUUUAAAACAAUUGAACUUAACAGUGCAGCAGCCACUGUACGUCAGAUAUCAGAUGACGGUGAGCUAGAGAGCCUAACAGACUCUCCUGAUGACAGGUCCAGAGGUGAAGGCUCUUCCAGUUUACAUGCAUCCAGUUUUACCCCAGGAACAUCUCCAACAUCUUUGUCCUCUCUUGAUGAAGACAGUGACAGCAGCAGCCCAAGUCAUGUUCGGUCUAGUGGUGAGGGCAAGCAGCAGAGGAAAGCGAAGCACAGGUCAGGCCAGCUUCCUACCAUUGAGGAUUCAUCAGAGGAAGAGGAGCUGCGAGAAGAAGAAGAGCUUCUGAAAGAACAGGAGAAGCAAAAGGGCACAGGAAAAAAGUCAAAGAAAGACAAAGAAGAGAUACGGGCACAGAGAAGGAGAGAAAGGCCCAAAACUCCACCAAGCAACCUCUCACCAAUUGAGGAUGCAUCUCCCACAGAAGAGCUACGACAAGAAGCAGAGAUGGAGGAAUUCCGCAGGUCCUCCUGCUCAGACCUCUCCCCAAGCAUGGAGUCAGAACCAGAGAGCUUUGAGAUUCUCCCAGAAAAGAUUGUUGCUGUCCAAAAAGUGUAUCAGUUACCAACAUCAGUCUCACUGUACUCUCCAACAGAGGGGCAACAUGCUGAUAUUCAGUCCAAAGAAAAGAGAAAACAAGCAUUAAGAAGUGCAGAUGAGGCAUAUGAAGAGAUUAUGCUCAAGGUCAAAUCUCCAACUAAUGAUGGAAAAGAACAUCCACCUGGUAAAGAAUCUCUUUAUGGGGGCAUGCUGAUAGAAGAUUAUGCAUACAAAUCUCUUGUUGAUGAUGCGUCCUAUGAGCAAGAACCAGAUAAACUUUUUGUGUCAGAGAAACCCAAAAAACCCCUGAGAUCACCUGAUGAGGUUUAUGAGGACAUGAUGCAAAGAAAGAAAGAGAUUAUGCUUAAGGAACAGGAGAUAAAACACAGUAAGCCAGUAGAAGAUGCUCCUAAUAUAGAAACCAUGUUGCCUGAAACUGACUCAAGCAAAGAACAAAGCAUUAUGUCAUCAAGCACCACAGGUCAAUCCAGAAAGGAUGGAAGGCCAUUAUUAGAUGCAGAAGCAGCCUAUGAGGAGCUUAUGAAGAAGCAAAGAGCAGUACUAACUCCAGGUGUCAGUCCAACUCAAGUAGGCCCUGAUCCGAGUGGCAUGGCACAAGGUACAACAAUAAGCCAAGUUGAAAAAACCGAGCCAUCACCCCUACGAAGAAUACUGCCUAUUCCUGAUCUAAGAGUGACACAGUGCUCCUCGGGUGAAGAGGAAUCUGGUGAAGAGAGCAUUUCUGAUCAAACACAAGACUCUGAGAAAGCUACCGUUUCAGUUACAAAGACUGAAUCAGAACCACUUGUAGAUGAGGCUUUCCAGAAAACAUCAGCUUCAGAGCCAGUCGCAGAUGAUUUGUCACUACAAAAAGAAGUGACAUUGUCUGCAGUAUCAAGUGAUUCACAGGAUGCCACAGAGAAAGAUAUAGAAAUUGAGCAGACAGUUGUUGUUGACUUGUCCAAGUCAUCAGCCUCUAGUCAAAUUGACUCUUUUACAGCACCAAUUCCUAGUGUAAUUUCAAGAUCCUCUGCCCCAGUAGUUGUAAGUGUAUCACCUUUACCCACAGUACCACAAUAUAUAGUACCCACUGUACCUAGUGUUGUAUCAACUGCUCCACUAGUUCCUCCCAAACCAGUAGUACUACGCAGAGCUGCAUCUCUGGAAAAAGCAGACAUUCCAGUUCCUCCACCCUUGCCACCUCCAACUUUACCCAAACCCUCUGUGUAUCCCAAAAAGACUCCACCACAGGUCCCCCCAAGAACUACUCCAGUUGGCAUACCAACCACAGGGGACAGUGUACCAGUAAGACAACCUCUCACUCCAGGGUAUAAGCCCCAUGUUCCUCCACCUGUACCACCUAAGCCAUCCUCUAUCCCUGCAGGCCUAACCUUCAGUCACAAACCUGGGGAGACUGUUAAACCUCCUAUAGCUCCCAAACCCAUAGGUGGUUCUCAGCUACCCUUUACAGCCCACACACCUGCAAGACCUACCAUACUGAGUACAAGCAGUGCAGAUAGUGUCCUUAAUUUAAGUCCUUCUACCGAAAGUAAAACCACAUCUCCUCUCAAGUCCCCUACAUCACCCAGGUUUGGAAAGGUUUUACGUGACACAUAUGUUGUUAUUACUUUGCCAUCUCAGCCUGGUUCACCUACAGAAGGUAUCACAACCCAAGCCUCAAUUAAUCCUAGCCAAGAAUCACCUCAGAAACCACCUCCUUCACCACCUCAACCACCUCCACAGUCACAAACAACUAGAGUACCAUUGGCGUUCACACGAAUUACUGAAUCUAUUGAAAGUCAAGAAAUAUGUGGUACAGAGAAGGUAGUUUCUAGCAUGAAUCAUGUCUACGAGGCUAUUUCAGCCUCAACGCAGCCUCAGUCAAUUAAUCCAAAUGUUGGGGUUCAGGUAGUUACCACUGAAGUCCAAAGAACCACAGUGUCUGUUGUGCAUGAAAGGACACCACCUCCACGUCCCAUUCCAAGAGCCACUGGCAUCUCUGUUGUUCAAGAAAGCAUAAAACCUGAACCAGCUCAAUUGCAGAAUGGUCAUGCCUACCAUCCUGGUGAGGUGGUGGAUCUCCGUACCCCAAAGAUAGAUGCAGAGACAUCCAUGAAAGGUGUGGAUCUGUCUUCCUCUGAGUCAAGACGACAGUCCCUUGCUAUUGAUAGUGGUGGACGUCAGCAAAGUGCUGUGCAGUCAUCUGUAGUAAACCUAAGCACUGAUACUUCCUCAGUCUCUGUGGUUACUGACAACAUCACCAUCCUCACGUGCACAGCCACUGUAGCUUAUGGUAGUGAUGCAUCGCUGUCUACAUCAAUGCCUCUCCAAAUUACAACAGCUAAAUCCUUUGAGCCUGUGUCUCAAAUUAUUUACAGACCAGUGGAUUCUCAACCAGAGAAACCCAUAAAUCUCUCUACAACAAUGGGUAAAACUGUUCCUGUAACAAUGGCUCCUACAAUUGCAAGCAAUGGCAUUUGUGCAACUAUACCCCCUCGUCUAGAAACAGGCUUAUCCGGUGCAGUUGAUCUCACCACAGUAAAACCUGCACAAACUUUGGUUGCAAUGAAUGGGUCCACUGCAGGGGUGGUUACUGCUGUAAUUACAGAGGAUAAUGGAAAACCAGUAGAUCUUACUGCUGGAAGAAGAGCAGUCUGCUGUGAUGUAGUCUACAAGCUUCCUUUUGCAAGCAGCUGUACAACUCAGCAGCCCUCAGCUCCAUUACCAGAGGAUCGCUUUGGCUACAGAGAUGACCAUUAUCAAUACGAUCGUUCUCCUUAUGGUAUGAGAGGUCUCGGUGGCAUUAAACCCUCAAUGUCGGACACAAACUUGGCAGAGGCUGGUCUCUUCUUUUAUAAAAGUAAGCAUAGUUAUGAUUACAAGGAGACCACUGAAGGUGCUGUAGACCUGACAUCUGGAAAAAUGUCGGUGGCAGGUGAAGCUGUAGACUAUUCGAACAAGUCUACAGGAGUGUGCAUUGGAAUGACAGUUCCACAGUACACACAAGCCAGGAUUACUUCAGCAGUUGGAACCCACUACGGUGUUUCUAGUGUCCUAAGAUCUUCCAAUGGUAUUGUUUAUUCUUCUGUAGCAGCUCCAGUCCCUUCUACAUAUGCCAUAACCACCCAGCCUGGCUCUAUCUUCAGCACAUCCUACAAUACUCUGUCAGGCAUGCACACAAGUGAUACUAUGCCUUCACUGUCAACUCUACAGAAUCAGCCUCUCACUAGGUCACACAGCUUUCUUUCAACAAUUGCUUUAACCACAGCAGGAGAACAAAUUGACUUACCAUUAAAUCUGGAGACUGUUGUUUCAAAGGCUGGCCUUUCAACAACUCUCUCAGAUGUAGUUUCUACAGUCACCACAGUGGCAGCACUGGACACCUACACAAAUGCCUCACUAGAGGCAAUUGCAGCCUCUUUAGAAGCUCUGUCUUCACCCUUGGUUCCAGGAGAUGGACAGUACCAGAUGGAGCGUGAACUUCUUGAGAUAGAGAAGAUAAAGCAGCAACGCUUGGCUGAAGAACUUGAGUGGGAGAGACAGGAGAUACAGCGGUUCCGUGAGCAAGAACAGCUUCUUGUGCAGAAGGAGCUGGAAGAACUCCAGGCCAUGAAACAGCAAAUACUAUGUCAGCAAGAAGAGGAGAGACAGGCCCACCUUUUGAUGCAAAAGGAAACUUAUGCUCAGCAACAGGAGCAGUUAGAGCAGAUCCAGAGACUCCAAGAACAGCUCAGACAGCAGUUGGAAGAACAGAAGUUCAGGCAGAUGUAUACAGGUGAAGUCCUGCCAGAGGCUCUUGUUGUGGCAGGAGAAAGAAAAAUGGACAGUGGCUGCCAGACUGAUGAGGAGGAUAAUACUGAAAAGGCCUACACUGCAGGAAGGAAAAAGAAAAGUACAAAAAAAAGUGUUGACAGUUGUGUACAGACAUAUGAUGAAGACCAAGAUGAAUGGGAAGUUCCUGCUCGAGGCAGGCGCAGUAGACCACGUGGUGGUAAACAUGGCAUGGGUGAAAGAGGAGCCGUUUCAGUUCAGGCCCUUACUGAAAUCUCUGUACAAACAGACUCCUCAGGAACACUUAAGGGGCACUCAGUGCAGGUAGAUACUAGAUUAGAUUAUUCUGACUCUGAUAGAACUUCCUCUCCAAAGAGGCGUCCCACUCCACUUGAUAUAGGUCAGUCUCCUCACCUCAGAGCAGAUGCCUCUACUCUUCAGGUGGUCUCAGGUCCUCCUAAAUCCCCCAAAGUACUGUAUUCUCCAAUUUCCCCUUGUGUAUCCCCUAGCAAAUCCCUUGAGUAUCUGUCCUAUGAGAAAUCCCUUGGAGAGACAAGCCCACAGAGAAUACACUCUGCCACAGAUCUAUCCAAAGGUCCACCAACAAGUCCUAGGGCUCCCAAGGUCAUACAAAGGUCAAUGUCUGACCCCAAACCCAUGAGCCCAACUGCUGAAGAAAGGGCAGCAGCAAAUCUCCAGUAUCCUGAGGUUUACUCUGGAAAGGGAUCUCCAAGUGGAACUCCAUCUGGCACCCAAAAGAAGGUUAAGAGGACCCUUCCUAACCCCCCUUCAGAGGAAGAAGCUGUUAAUGCUGGUCAGACAGCCUACAGCACUGGCUCAGCUCGUCGCCGUCUCUGCCGAAGCACUAACAUGGCACGAGCAAAAAUCCUGCAGGACAUUGACCGUGAACUAGACCUGGUUGAGAGAGAGUCCUCCAAACUGCGUAAAAAGCAAGCUGAACUGGAUGAGGAAGAAAAGGAGAUUGAUGCCAAGCUGCGAUACCUGGAGAUGGGCAUUAACCGGCGAAAGGAUGCAUUGCUUAAAGAAAGGGAAAAGAGGGAAAGGGCCUAUCUUCAGAGUGUUGCAGAGGACCGUGACUACAUGUCUGACAGUGAGGUGAGUAACAUUCGUGAAACAAGAGUUGGAGAGGAGGUCAGUGGACAUGGGCUUGAGAGACCACGUACUGCACCACAGUCAGAACUUGAUGAAUUUGUUCCUCCACAGACCAAGCAUGACCAGUAUGGAAAAUAUUCACAGUACCAGUACACACAGUAUCAGCAGUCCCUGUACCAGCCUCAGUCAUCAUACCAAUCCCAAUCCAUCUACUCUUCUGUUCCUUCUCUGACUGCAUCACAGCAACAGAGCUACCACCAAAUGCUUUUGCUCCAGCAGAAAGCCAGACAACAAGCUGCUCUCCUCUCGGAAUUAGAUUCUACCAAAAUUUCCACCAGCUAUGACACGUCAUCUUACUUGGGAGGAAAAUAUGGUAACCACCUUGACUUGCAUAGCCUAGAAGAGCGUGCUGGCAGCUUGGCAGUUAGUCCUAUGUCAAAUGUAUCUGCUGACUCCUUCUAUGCAGACUUAGAUCAACAUCAAACACCAAGGAGCUAUAUGCUUUUAGAAGAUGCAGCAGAACUUGCAAAAAGCACUGGUAGCCUUUCGUCUGCCAGCUAUGGCAUUGCUGAGAGGGAGCUAGCCAAAGCAGAGCGCCUUCUGAGACACACUGCUGCAGAUGUUGGUACAGACUAUCUGGGAAGCUCCUCCAGACUUCACUCUUAUGGUAAGGCUCAAGAUGAAGAGGACCCCAUGGAAGAGCCAUUUGAACUAAAGCUUUUAAAACAACAACUGAAACAGGAGUUUCGGAGAAGCACAGGGGGCACUGAAAGCUUAGAGCAGCUUGCUGGACUCUCACAUCACUACACCCCCAGCACUGGAGUGUCUAGUGGAAGCUACAGGGCGUACCCCAAAACUGAAAAGUACAGCAUCAGUAGACUGACCUUAGAGAAACAGGCUGCCAAGCAACUUCCUACAUCUGUGCUCUACCAGAAACACAAAACCACCAGUAACAUAGGCAAGUACUCCUCUAUCCAGGAUAGCAGGGCUCUUGAAACAGAUUAUAGUAGCUACUUGGGGUCCAGUAGUGCUUCUCCCAGAACAAGCAGACUUCUUCAGGAUGAAAUCACCUUUGGGCUACGCAAGAACAUUGCUGAACAGCAGAAAUAUCUUGGCUCCACUCUUGGGGCCAAUUUGGCAGGUUCACUCAAUCUGGGCCAAAGCCUUAAUCUGAGCCCAGGCAUGAGGUCCUCUUUGGGAGAAGACUCUGCUUACCCUAGUGGAAGUAGGUCACGGCCUUCCUCUAGACCCUCCUCUGUGUAUGGCCUUGACCUGUCACUUAAAAGGGAUACCUCAAGUUCAUCUCUGAGGCUCAAAGCAGAAGGUGACCCCUCCUCAGACACAUCAGCUUUCCAGGCUCCAUCAGGCAGGUCAAAACCUACAAGCCUGGCCCUUGUUCAAAGUGGGCGUGGACGUAUUCCUAUUGUGGCACAGAACUCAGAAGAAGAGAGCCCACUGAGUCCAGUGGGUCAGCCAAUGGGUAUGGCACGGGCAUCAGCGGGUCCACUCCCACCCAUAUCUGCCGACUCCCGUGAUCAGUUUGGGUCAUGUUUGUCACUCCAAGACCCACAACAGCAACAUCUCAGAGAAGAUCCUUUAAGAGGGCAUAGCUAUGUACUAAUGGAUGAUCUGCAGGGCACCAUGUCUGAUAGUGAAGCACUAAGUGAAUCCCUGGUGGGUUUGAGCAGAGACGAUCCAGGAAACUCACAUGAGAAUGUCACAAACGCGUACCACCUGCGACGGGAGGAAACUGACUGGUUUGAUAAACCACGAGAUGGGCGCACAGAGAACGGACAAGGAGAUAGAAGACAGGGAAAGUCAGCUCACUACCCGUUUCCUCAUGCCAGAAUAAAACUACAGAGGGAUCCCAAAGAUCGUAGUGUAUCAGGAAACGGACUGGGCAUCCGUGUGGUUGGAGGAAAAGAGGUCCCAGGCAGCAAUGGAGACAUUGGUGCGUAUGUUGCCAAAGUUUUACCUGGAGGAGCUGCGGAACAGAUGGGAAAGAUUGUGGAAGGAAUGCAAGUUCUGGAAUGGAACAGCAUUUCUCUGACUGGUAAGACGUACGAGGAGGUGCAGGGACUAGUUGGUCACCAGGUCGGAGAGGCGGAGAUGUGUGUCAGACUUGACAUAAAUAUGCUGUCUGAUUCUGAAAGCUCCCACCUAGAUCUUCAAGACCAGAACAAAGGGGACAGACCUCCGCGGUCACCAGGUGUGGACCCUAAGCAGCUGGCUGCCGAGCUGCAGAAAGUGUCCCAGCAGCAGGUGCCAUCCUCCUCUGCGUCAGCACUGGAUAAAGCCUCAGCGUCCACUGGCUCCAGUGCAGUUCCCAGUCCUGGCCAGCCUGGUUCACCCUCUGUCAGCAAGAAGCGUCACAGCAAGACCUCUGAGGCUGCAAAAACUCAGUCCCAUCCAGUGUCAGGAGAGAUCCAGCUUCAAAUAAACUACGACAAACAGCUGGGAAAUCUCAUUGUCCAUGUUCUUCAAGCACGAAAUCUGGCACCCCGGGACAACAAUGGCUACUCGGAUCCGUUCGUUAAAGUUUACUUGCUGCCGGGUAGAGGUCAGGUCAUGGUUGUGCAGAAUGCCAGUGCUGAAAACAAAAGAAGGUCCAAACAUGUUCAGAAGAGCCUGAACCCAGAGUGGAACCAGACUGUCAUCUACAAAAAUAUCCAUCUGGAACAGCUAAGAAAGAAGACACUGGAGGUCAGUGUGUGGGACUACGACAAGAGCUCUGCCAAUGACUUCUUGGGAGAGGUACUAAUCGACCUGUCCAACACGGCCCAACUGGACAACGUCCCACGCUGGCUGCCUCUGAAGGAGCAGAGCGAGGGCGAGCAUCACCGGCGUUCUCACUCGGGACAGGGCCGCCAGCACUCGCCCAAACCCCCCGGGGGACACGGGAGCCAGCAUUCUCCAAAGACCUCCAGUCACGGCAAGGAGGACUCGCCCAAAUCCUCGGUCAUCAAGAGCCGUAGUCACGGAAUCUUCCCUGACCCUGCCAAGGACACGCAGGUCCCUACUAUUGAGAAAUCACACAGUAGUCCCAGCACAUCGAAGCCGUCCCUCUCCGAGGGCCAAGCUCGCCCCCACGGAGGCCCCCGUGCUCAUGGCAAAAGUAGCACGGCCCGGGCACACCUUGACGAUGCCGCGGCACCGGCCGAAGCUGCCGGCCAGCAGCCCCGUCUCCAACCAACCCAAAAUGGCCGCCUCGACCCGAGGCACCACAGGCACAGCGUAGUUGGUGUGCUCACCAUUCAGAGAGCCCCGUCCGAGUCGCCGGCCAAUGAGAUCCCUGAAGGCCGUCACCUGACGCUCAGGAAAGCCAUGUCUGAAGAGAGGCCGCAGCCGGACGGAGUGUCCCGCAGCCAUAGAUCUGGUGAUGCUCCUGUUACUGCAGCCUCAUUGGACAGUGGUCUGAGUGGCAGUGCCUUUAGCCUAUUGGAUGAAGAGGGCGGGACCAAUGCGGUGGAUAGUGCUAUCUUCCAGGUUCCCAGAUUUGGAAAGAUUCCAAACGGCACAGAAGCUGUAAAAUCCGCUCAUGGAGAUACAGAGGGUAAGACUCAGGUGAUGGGGGAGAUAAAGAUCGCCCUGAAGAAGGAAAUGAAGACAGAGGGGGAGCACCUGGUGCUUGAGAUCCUACAGUGCAGAAACAUAACCUACAAAUUCAAGUCUCCAGACCACCUCCCAGACCUGUAUGUGAAGCUCUAUGUGGUGAAUGUGGCCACUCAGAAAAGAAUCAUUAAGAAGAAAACCAGAGUGUGUCGUCACGAUCGCGAACCGUCUUUUAACGAAACCUUCCGCUUCUGCAUGAACCCCACAGGUCAUUCCAUUCAGCUCUUUCUUGUUUCAAACGGAGGCAAGUUCGUAAAGAAGACCCUAAUCGGCGAAGCCUACGUGUGGCUGGAUAAGGUAGACCUCCGGAAACGGGUGGUGAGCUGGCACAAGCUGCUGGCCAGCACAGCUCAGAUCCACUCCUAAAGAUGGCGGUCAUAUGAGGCGCGAGGACAGAACAGGCAGCGGAGUCGCACAUCCCUGCCGCACUCUUUGGGACUAAACUGAGCUGAAUUUGGAGGGCCGACACAGAGAGCUUCCCGAUUGCACUGGCACAUGUGAUUGUGUUAACCCAAGCCAUGGAGAAACAGGUGUAUAAUGGUGUUUACAGAAAGGAUCUGACCCUUAUUGACAAGAUGCAGAUCUUUACAUUAGGAAAAGCUCAAAAAAAUUGAGCCAGAGAGUCACACAAUGUUCAUACGUAUAUGUGUACAUGCACUUUCACAAUCACUCAAACUUAUCGACAUAUUUAUACCAACGUAUGUAUAAUAAUAUGUGUACAAUGGGCCACAACAGACAAGUUAGAUAAUAGAGUGAAAGUUUAUUUAUCCCGUUUGUGCAUUAUUUACAGAUAGAGACGGAUAUCAUAUACAUUAUUUUUGUAUGAUAGAGACAAAUUCAGUUUUAGAUCUUUAUUGUUAUUUUGCAUUCCCUCUCAGAUGUUAUUAUGUGUUGACAGAAUUGAUAUUUAAAGGAUAUUAUCAAUGGAUUAGAAGAGUAUUUUAUGGUAUAUUAUAGACAGAUUUAAAUGAAUGAAAUAUGAUUUUUUUGGGGUGUUGUGAUGACUCGUUGUGUCUGUAUGGUUAUUAUAACACUUACAUCUUUCGCUGUGUGAUACUAAACUCAUCAAAGUCAGUGAUACAGUUUCAGAGCCCGAGGAAAUUAAGAAGCAGAUAAUUACAAAGAGUUUAAACGUUUAAGAAAACUGCCGGUCUAAUAUGACUCACAGAAAUGAAUGGGAAAUUGAAUAGAAUGUGUUGGCUGAUUGUUAUGAUUUGUGAUCUCAUGUGAUGAACGUGACAGAUGAAAUAUCUCCGAUAUGCAGCAGCAACAGUUGAAAAUGUCCAAUCCAGCACUGUUAUAUGAUUUGCACUUUGUGUCUAGCAUUUUAAGAUUGUAGGUUGGUAGCUUUUUCGUCAAAAAAAAAAAAAACAUCCCGUCAUUUGAAAAAGUCAAACACUGUCAAUCCCCCACACAAACUCAUACGCAUCUGUCUCUCUUAAAUACUCAAGGAUUAGAGUUUGAAUGGGUCUGUGUAGUGUCUGUCCACAUCAUAUUGCUGAUACAAUGUUGAUAUUAUGUUUUAUUUAAAAAAAACUCCUAAACACUCAGGUUUCGAUGAAAAAGCCUUGCUUAUAAGUUAUUGGCUGAUCUUUGAUCUAAGCAGGUUCAGCUUAAAGGUGAUAACAGUGAGGAUCAGGGUGAUGACAUCAAAAUGUGUACAUUUUUAAUUGAACAGAUCAUUUGGCGUACUGUUAUUUUCUUUUCAGUUUACAUGUCUAAAAGGACACAUUUAGACGCUGAGUGCACCAUCUCAUUCUUUCAGAAAAGUGUGGCCACUUCACAAUGCAGACACUGAAAUCAAAUGCCAUUAGUGUUAUGUAUUUGAUGUUUAUGUUGGUUUUAUGCCUUUAAACUUGGGAUGUGUGGGUUCAAACUUUACAACACAUAGCCCAGCCAUUUUACAGCUCAAGCACUUACGGAUAUUCACUUAAACAUACAGCGUUAAGGGUUAAGUCAACUUUUAACCUGUGCCAAACUACCAAAAUCCGCAGGUUCUGUGUAUGUUAUUCUAUGCAACCGAAAAUACAUCUGAUGUACUUCUUUACAGGAUCAUAUCAUAGCAAACUGGUGAGGUUCAUCAUCCACUCAUUACUUCAUCUCACUGCACUCAGAUUUAUAUACAAUGCUCAGCGUUCACUAUAUAUUCUGAUCUCCCAGAAUGUGUUAUAAUUGUUUUAUGUUUAAAAAUUAGAUGAGGGGGGAAAAAGCAUCAUAUAACAAUUCGUCACAUGAAUUCAUCUUAACCAAUGCAGCCUACAUUGAAUAAUAAUGCUCCAAAUUCACUUCGCCAAACUAACUCUUUCACCUCUGCAAAAAUGAUACAAAACAAUAAAAACAAGACGUGUAAAUAAAACAAAUAAUUUUCUUUUUGUACAAACAGGAUCUUGUAUGAGUUUUCUGGUUCAGUGAAGAGCAUGUGUGAGGGAAAGAAGCAGAGCGACUGUGUUUUGAUCUGUGUGUUACAUGUUGUACAUGCACUAGGGUAAAAGCUUUCCCCAUGCUUGCCUCUGAUAGACUGGACUUGACCUGCACAACAGACACUGAUUUAACCCUGUAUAAUAAAGAGCAGAUGUUGACCUUACUGACUCCAAGUAGAAUCAGGAAACGUAUGGUGUUUUCACUUUGGAUGUUGCAUGUUUUGUUGGUGGUUUGUUCAUACUAUUUUUGUGUCCAGAUUCUAUUUACAAAAAGAGAAAAAGAUUGUGAAAAGUUAAUCAGAUCUAAAUGUGUAUGCUGACUGUACAAAGAUAUGCUUGUAUAAUCCGUCUGGUUUUCCACUUAAUGUAAACUAAUUUAAAAAAAAUCCAGCUGUCAUGGUUUUUGUGGUUGUACACAAACGGUAUUGAUAAAUUAUGCAAAUUGUGCUGUAAUAAAAGGCUAUUGCCCUAAGUCUAAAUAUUAAAUGAUAUAUGUAAAAUUC
Carassius auratus (goldfish) is the source of this 17517-nucleotide messenger RNA. RefSeq names its product piccolo presynaptic cytomatrix protein a (gene pcloa). Lineage: Eukaryota; Metazoa; Chordata; Actinopteri; Cypriniformes; Cyprinidae. Gene Ontology annotation, cellular component: membrane; glutamatergic synapse; GABA-ergic synapse. The transcript has 27 exons. The coding region runs from base 261 to 14960 and encodes 4899 amino acids. Gene Ontology annotation, molecular function: protein binding; structural constituent of presynaptic active zone; metal ion binding. The record is from RefSeq and is a predicted model, not a curated record. Gene Ontology annotation, biological process: protein localization to synapse; presynaptic active zone assembly.